GAAUCGACUGCCUAUUAUAAACGGGACUCUCUUCUCCGAGCUGUCAGUUCUUCGUUUGAACGUAUCACCAGACUUUGAUAACACUCUGAUAUCCUGCCUCGUUAGUGUUGUGCUUUAUUAAUUUGUCCAGGUCGGACACUUUCCUCCUUAAGGCAGUUUACUGUCAGUGCACGACCCAGAGAUCGUCUCUGUCUAGACAAUCAGCUGGGCACUCGCCGACUGCUGCAUCAGCUGAUUCUCUAUCUGGGAGGCUGCGCUCUCCUCAAAAGAGAUAACACAGUUUGACAGUGCGCCGUUGAGGUAGGUCUGCAGAUUCGAGAUCGCAAGGUCGUCCUCUGGCAGGCCAGAUAGUGAAGUGAUUUGUUUUCCUCUUCUCUCGAAAAACAUCUUUAAGGACAAGGACAUGGCUACCUAUGCAGCUUACAGGCACGUCGAGCUUGAUAACGUCGGAUAUGGCAAGAAAAGGGUUUUGAAACCACCUGGUGGCGGCAGCAGCGACAUUUUCGGCGCCUCAGCAGAGGAGACCAGCCCUCGCCGUGUGAAAUCACAUCAGGCUUCUCAAUUGGGUUCAGCGCUUUUCGGCGACAAUGCCAGAAACGGUCCAAGUCAUAGCACUAAUGGACCGGACACACCAAGGGUCACCAACAAGCCCGGUAAUGAUUCUUACAAACGUCUGUUUGGUCCUCCCGAUGCCCUACCCAACCAAAAUUCGAAAAAUCACAUGAAGAGCAAUAUUCCCCUCAGCGGUGAGAGCACAACUGUUGUUUCUCCUGCAAAAAGCACGUCCAGCAGCAAUGGUUCCAUCUGCAACGGAACUAUUUCAAACGAUAACUUGCUCAUCAAUGACAAUACAGCAUUUAGGAGAAAGAAAAGAUUUCGAGGAGCAUCCUGCAUGCCACGCAACCCAGUCACUGGAGACGGAGUUGACGUGACGCCAAUUAGGCGCACCGCACGAAAGUGUAGAGAUGGUAACCCUGUGACGGGUACUGGAUACGGAUCAGACCAGCAGAACAACGUGGUUCAAAACGGAAGUGGAAACGCAAACUCCAGCGGCUCUGAAAAGUCUAACGAUUCAUCGCCUGGCUCGGGAAACAUGAGCAAUAAGGUUCAGCGUAAUCGCGUACCUCCAGGUGGCUAUUCAUCCGGUCUCUGGUAAAUCCGGCCACGAAUUUCAAAAAGAUCUCCCUUUGAAUUCCCCCUCUCUUCAUCAGAUCAAAAAAAAAAAAAUCAAAUUACAAAGGGUCCAUCUACCUAAAAUUUUCUCCUUAUUCCCUUAAUUUAUUAUUGAUAACCCUGAAGAAAGUAUUAGAAUAUUUAGUCACUUUAAUUUGGAGAAAUUCAAUUUGAAAAUUCCUUCAACAAUGAAAUUUUUAGUCAGAAAAUUCAAUUUGAUUUUAAGUUACGUUCGUAUUUUUCUUCUUCUUUUUCCCGACGACUCUAGACAACUUGGAAUAUAAAUAUAAUUAUAUAUAUAAAAAAGAUCAGUUAGAAAAUAAUAUAACGAAAAUUUGACAGCGAUUUCGAAAAUUCCUUGUAUAGAACAAAAUAUUCUAUAUAUAAAAUGUGGUUCUACUCUGAAUUGAAAAAUAAAAUUUUAAGUCCAAAAGACAUUUUUGAUCUUUGUGCCUUCUCUGAAUUAAUUUCUUUUUUCCAUUACGUCUACGUAUGACAAUUCGGACGACAUUUUCUCAAUUGAAUAAUUUAGAAUUAGAAAGAGAGAAAGAAAUUGUGUCUCAAAACUAACAGUAGACAUAAUAAAUUGAUAUUUACUGAUAAAAUACUCAUGUGCGUUCGAUUAUUAUUUUUAACUGUUAUUCAACGAGUAGGAUACAAUUUUUUUUAAUAUUCAAGAAUUUUGACCUUCGCCGAAAUUUCAUUUGAAGGAGAGAAAAUAUUUUCGCUCUCCUUUUUUUCGCCUUUUACCCAAACUGCUUUGAGAUUAUUAAAUUUUAGUAACUGUGUAUCAUGUUAAAGUAAAAACUUGUAUCAAGUACGUAGAUUGUUACUCUUUUCUUUUAUUUUUUACUUGCUAAGGAAAAAUAAAGGAAAGUAGAAACAAUAUCCUGCGCGUCUGAUAGUUUUUCUCAUUGUCUUGCAUAUUUAUCACUGCAUAGUGUAUAUCUCCAUUAAAUUAAUACUUUUUGUCAGUUUCAAUCGGUUCACAUUGGUUGAUGAAAAAAAACAAAAAAAAAGCUGCUUGAAUAAAGUAUUUAUUUCAAAUGCCGAUUUUCAUUUUUACACGCAUUCAAAAAACACAUUUAAUUAAUGUGAAUCGUUUCUCUUACUUUUUUUGGUGUGAACAUAAAAUUAGGUGGUUUUGUAAUACAUCGCAUUUGUCGUAAAUAUCAUUUUUCUACUCACAGUAAUAAAAUUUUGUACGCAAA
Leptopilina heterotoma is the source of this 2384-nucleotide messenger RNA. RefSeq names its product microtubule-associated protein Jupiter (gene Jupiter). The transcript has 5 exons. Gene Ontology annotation, cellular component: nucleus. The record is from RefSeq and is a predicted model, not a curated record. NCBI's taxonomy places the organism in Eukaryota, Metazoa, Arthropoda, Insecta, Hymenoptera, Figitidae. The coding region runs from base 404 to 1156 and encodes 250 amino acids.